AAUGGCAAGUUCCAUCCCUGGCAGUAUAAGUCGGCUUCUACAUUGUUUUUCGACUGCUUUGUGGAUAUGAUUUGUCAAAACAAACAUUCAUAAAAUGGAUUAUGACACAUUGCCUGAGCUCGGUGAUCUGCUCACAUUGAGCUGCAACAAGAGGCUCGAGCUGUUGGGAUCCCUACUAAGUGAACCAGAUGGCGACAAAAUGUUGCAAAGCUUCAACUUGGAGGAUAAAUUCAAGCGGCAUCAAUUCUCAAUGGAUGCUUUAUUGGAUACGUUUAUCCUACUUUAUGAUGAGUGCACAAAUUCAUCGCUUCGCAGAGAAAAGAGUGUUUCCGAUUUCCUCAAGCUUGCUAAACCAUUUGUCCACAUUGUCCGCAAAUUGCGAUUGACUCGCGAAGAUUUCGAAAUAUUAAAAAUAAUUGGACGUGGAGCAUUUGGGGAAGUCUGCGUUGUUCGCAUGCUUUCCUCGGAAAACAUUUUCGCAAUGAAAAUCCUGAACAAAUGGGAGAUGUUGAAACGUGCGGAGACAGCAUGUUUUCGGGAGGAAAGAGAUGUCCUCGUCCUUGGUGAUCGUCAAUGGAUAACAAAUUUGCAUUACGCUUUUCAGGAUAAUAUCAAUUUGUACCUGGUUAUGGACUAUUAUUGCGGUGGCGACUUAUUAACAUUAUUGAGCAAAUUUGAGGACAAACUUCCCGAAGACAUGGCCAAGUUUUAUAUCACCGAAAUGAUAUUGGCCAUAAACAGCAUUCAUCAGCUCAAGUAUGUGCAUCGGGACAUAAAGCCCGACAAUGUUCUGUUGGACAAACGUGGCCACGUACGAUUGGCCGACUUUGGAUCGUGCCUGCGAUUAGAUAAAGAUGGCACAGUUCAGUCGAAUGUUGCAGUCGGCACACCCGACUAUAUAUCGCCAGAGAUCUUGAGGGCAAUGGAGGAUGGCAAGGGACGUUAUGGCACAGAAUGUGACUGGUGGUCCCUGGGCGUUUGUAUGUACGAAAUGCUGUAUGGCGAAACUCCCUUUUAUGCCGAGAGUCUCGUGGAGACAUACGGCAAAAUAAUGAAUCAUCAGAAUUGCUUUAAUCUACCGUCACAAGAUACAGCGACGCACUGCAAGUUAUCGGAGGCGUCCAAGGAUCUGCUUUCCAAGCUAAUCUGUAUACCCGAGAACCGACUCGGUCAGCGGGGAUUGCGGGAUUUUAUGGAUCACACAUGGUUCGAUGGAAUCGAUUGGAAGAAUAUUCGAUCUGGUCUGGCACCCUAUAUACCGGAAGUCUCAAGUCCAACCGACACAUCCAAUUUUGAUGUGGACGACAAUGAUGUGAGAUUAACCGAUUCCAUACCUCCAUCAGCGAAUCCGGCAUUCUCUGGCUUCCAUUUGCCCUUCAUUGGGUUCACUUUCUCGCAGAACUGCAGCAGCACAGACUCAAGAACCGCCGGUGCCGAUCUGCUGCCUGACAAUAAAAAUCAAAUGUCGCUCGACAGUUCGCCGCUGUCCACUGAACUGACCAUGUCUAAAGAAUCUGAAAAAUCAAACGAAUCUCUCAACAAACAAUUUAAGGCAUUGACCGAACAGUUAGUGCUAACAAAGCAUGAAAAGAACGAACUGACCGUUAAAUAUAAUGAGAUAAUGGAACGUCUGCAGAGUCAGGACUCUGAACUGAAGGACACAAUUGCGCAGCGCAAUGCGGCAAUGAUGGAAUACUCGGAGGUCACCGAGAAACUAACCGAGCUGCGAAACCAAAAACAGAAGCUCUCCCGCCAGGUGCGCGACAAGGAAGAGGAACUCGACGCGGCAAUCCAAAAAAAUGAUAGCCUACGCAACGAUCUGCGCAAGUCGGAUAAGACAAGGCGAGAGCUCGAACUGCAUAUCGAGGAUGCGGUGAACGAGGCAUCCAAGGAGAAGAAGAUACGCGAACAUGCCGAAGAAUGUUGCCGCAAAUUGCAGAACGAUUUUCGAAAAUCUGUACCAAAUGUGGAUGCCACAGCGACGACAAACAUAACAUCGGGCAUCGCAGCCUACGAAAUCGAACGCAUCGAAUUGCAAUAUGCGGAGAAAUUGAGUCAUCAGCAGGCGCGCAACAAUCUCGAGUUGGACGCACUCCGGGAACAGCUGAGCGAGCUGGAAGCUUCGAAUUUAAUACUCUCCAAAGAGCUUCAGCAGGCACACGAGAAAUUGAAAUGUACACCGAUCGAAUCGAUUGCCGAUUCGGCCGAAACAAUCUUGGAGCUGAAGAAGCGCUUCGAAUUGGAGAAGUCGACGUGGAAUGAGGAGAAGCAACGCUUGAGCAGCGAGGUGAGCGUUAAAUCGAAAAAUUUGCGUGACAUCCAGGCGGAUGAGAUACUAAUCCUGAAGGAGCUGCAAGUGAAACGCGAUGCAAUCAACCACUGGGAACUCCAGAUGGACGAGAUCAUAAAGUGGGUGUCGGAUGAGCGAGAUGCCCGCAGCUAUUUGCAGGCGCUGGCCACGAAAAUGACCGAAGAAAUCGAAUACCUCAAGCAUGUGGGAACGCUCAACAAUAAUGCUGUCGAUCACAAGAAUUGGCGCAAUCGCCGCUCACAAAAGCUCGAUAAAAUGGAAUUGUUGAAUCUGCAAAGCGCCUUGCAGCGUGAGAUUCAAGCGAAGGCAUUCAUUGCCGAGGAACUUAGCCAAACGAGAGCUGAACUGAUGUCCACGCAGAAGGAAGUCGGUGAAUAUAAGAAGCGAUGUGAUACCAUUCUGUAUGACUACAAGAAAAAGGAGGUAGAACUUCGCGACUUGCAGAAAAUGGAACUGGGUGGUUAUUCGGAGUCGUUCUUAAACAAGGCAUCGCAUCACAAUAAUGCCUUCUUCAAGGAUAUGUCCAUGAACACCGAUCUGAUUGACGCCGACGAAUCGUAUGCCAACGAUGCCAGGGAUAGCAUUUCGUCAGCCUCGAAUCUGUUUCAGACAUCGAACACUGGAAUGCUUUUCAACUACGAAUCAAAAUAUUCGCUCAAAGCCGCCAAGGAUAAUUUGAGCGCAAAGAAUUCGACCAUGAAUGAUGACAUUAGAUCAGAGAGUAGUUUAACCUACGAGGAAUCGAAAAAGAAACCGAGCAGCAAUACAGCAAUUCAUCAGUUUCUUGUACGCACUUUCAGUAGUCCAACCAAAUGCAAUCAUUGCACAUCGCUAAUGGUGGGACUGACGCGACAAGGCGUUGUCUGUGAAAUAUGCGGAUUUGCCUGUCACACGGUAUGCUGUCAACGAGUGCCGACCAUGUGUCCCGUGCCCAUGGAUCAGACGAAACGGCCCCUGGGCAUUGAUCCGACACGGGGCAUUGGCACCGCCUAUGAAGGCUAUGUCAAGGUGCCCAAAUCGGGUGUCAUCAAGCGUGGUUGGAUACGCCAAUUCGUUGUCGUUUGUGACUUCAAGUUGUUCUUGUACGACAUAUCCACGGAUCGCUGUGCCUUGCCGAGUGUAAGUGUGUCGCAGGUGCUGGAUAUGCGUGAUCCUGAAUUUUCAGUUGGCAGCGUUCGCGAAAGUGAUGUAAUUCAUGCAGCUAAAAAGGAUGUACCAUGUAUUUUUAAGAUUAAAACUGCCCUUAUUGAGGGGGGAAUCUCGUUAUGCACUUUAAUGCUGGCCGAUAAUGAGUCGGAGAAAUCAAAAUGGGUCAUUGCAUUGGGUGAACUUCAUCGAAUUUUAAAGCGAAAUAAUUUACCAAACACGGCCAUUUACAAAGUCAAUGAAAUAUUGGAUAAUACCUUAUCGAUAAUACGCAACGCACUGUGUUCUGUUAUAACUUAUGCUAAUCAAAUAUUGCUGGGAACUGAAGAUGGCUUGUUCUAUCUCAACUUGGAUCAGUAUGAAAUUGCUCGCAUUGGCGAAACGAAGAAGAUUCUGCAAUUAUGGUAUUUGGAAGAGGAGCAGAUUAUUGUAAUUCUUUGUGGUAAACAACGCCAUUUGAGGCUGCUACCGAUAAGAGCAUUGGAGGCCAGCGAUGUCGAAUGGAUCAAAGUCAUAGAGUCUAAAAACUGUAUAUCUGCUUGCACCGGCAUAAUUCGGCGUUAUCCGAGUAUUGUUUAUUCAUUCAUAAUUGCAUUGAAACGACCCAACAAUCACACGCAAAUCAUUGUCUACGAAAUAAAUCGAACGCGCACUAGACACCAAAAGACUUGUGAGUUUACCAUCGGAUAUUUGGCCCAACAUCUGCAGAUAUUGUCGGAUAUGCGACUGGUUGUUGCCCAUCAGAGCGGAUUCACGGCAUACUUUUUGAGGGGCGAAGCAACAGCAAUGUCUCUCGUUCAUCCCGAGAAUCAGUUAUGUGCAUUUUUAAAUUAUUCGGGCGUUGAUGCUGUUCGAGUAAUUGAAAUACUGUCCCCAACCGUUGGAACCUUUGGCGAAUACCUAUUGGUAUUCCAGACUCUAGCCAUAUAUGUGGAUCUACAAGGACGAAAAUCACGCGAUAGAGAAAUAAUGUAUCCGGCUUUCCCUACUUAUAUAACAUAUUCCGAUGGUCAUUUAUUGGUAUUCUCAGAGACUCAUUUGGAUAUAUUCAAUACACAAACGUCUGAGUGGGUUCAAUCAAUUGGUAUAAAACAGUCGCUUCCUCUGAAUAAUAUUGGCAACGUUGUUUUAACAUCCAUCAAUGAUACACCGUUGAUUGUUUACUUGGCAAAUAUUCACACAAAGGGACUAUUGCAGCAUCGUGAUGGUGACCAAAAGGGACUCAGCAAUAUUAAACGUAGAUUUUCUAUUAGAGAAAUAAACAAAACAGUUAAAAGUGAUCGAAGGUCAAAAAUGAUAUCUGGUCCAACGAAUUUCAACCAUAUUUCCCAUAUGGGUCCUGGAGAUGGUAUUCAAAAUCAGCGUUUACUAGACUUGCCAACCACUUUGGAGACAGCCGAGCACACAAGCAAGUCGCUCAUAACUUCGAUAAAUUCCGUAAACCAAACAAGGAAGUCCAACUUUUUGGAUCAAGCUGAUGGCAAUUCUGAGGAUUUCGGUAAUGAUAACAUGCUCUCUAGGACUCCCAGCCCAAUUGGGACACUGCUUUUUGAUGACCUAAACAAUAUCGAUUAACUUGUAAUACUCAUAUUAAUUUAACCCCUAUUGUCGAAUAAAAUUUGUCAAAUCUCA
Messenger RNA from Drosophila grimshawi, 5089 nucleotides. It is a transcript of the gene gek, whose product is annotated as serine/threonine-protein kinase Genghis Khan. The transcript has 11 exons. Gene Ontology annotation, biological process: actomyosin structure organization; peptidyl-threonine phosphorylation. The coding region runs from base 95 to 5032 and encodes 1645 amino acids. Gene Ontology annotation, cellular component: cytoskeleton; cytoplasm. Lineage: Eukaryota; Metazoa; Arthropoda; Insecta; Diptera; Drosophilidae. The record is from RefSeq and is a predicted model, not a curated record. Gene Ontology annotation, molecular function: protein serine/threonine kinase activity; ATP binding.